This is a messenger RNA of Zingiber officinale, 2543 nucleotides long. RefSeq lists its product as uncharacterized. The record is from RefSeq and is a predicted model, not a curated record. Bases 59 to 2272 code for a protein of 737 amino acids. The transcript has 3 exons. Lineage: Eukaryota; Viridiplantae; Streptophyta; Magnoliopsida; Zingiberales; Zingiberaceae.
CGCCUCCCUCCGCCCCACUCUUUUUCUUUGGAUGCUCUCGCGGUGAACGUUGUAGCCAAUGCCGACCUCGGCCGCCGCCGCCGCGAACCGCCUCCACGAGAUCCUUCCGUCUAAGUCCGUGGCGCCUCCUCCCGACUCCGAUCUCCGUCCUCCACGAAAGCCCCACCCCCGCCGCCGGAUCCGCGGCCCCGCAUUCCCAGGCGCCGCCGCCGCAGUGUCUCGGCCCAGGAAGGGCGGAUCCACCUCCGGGGGAAGGAGGAGUGGCCCCAGCACCCCCCUGCUUCGAUGGAAGUUCAACGAGAAGGCCGCUUCUCAGGCCGGGCGGAAGGUUGAGGAUGUCACGGUCGGAGAGGUGGCGCCGCCUCCCCUGCUUCCUCGGAUCUCUGCGAGGAAGCUAGCCGCUGGGAUCUGGAGUCUACGGCCUCUAGACGCUGAUGCCUCUGCCGGAUGCGGUGGCAGAGAAGGUCCCCGAGCUCCCCCUGGCCGUGAGCCUAUCUCUUGUCAUCAAAAAGUUCAGCUGCUUUACAAUCCCCUUAGCACUGACCUCCAUACUAAGAAGAGCAAGAAGCAUGAAUUUGAAAGUCCUGUCUCCGUCUUAAGUCCUCAAUAUGGUGAACUCCACAAGUUUGCUGGUUUUCCUACUUCUGCAAUGGAGAAGGCAACUAAAUGGGAUCCUGGGAGCUCAAUGACAUCAGAAGAGGUUUACAGAUUCUACAGUCACUUGAAGCUUCUUGAAGACCAGGAGCUGAACACUGUCUCUGUUGUCUCUUCACUCAGGGCUGAGCUUGAAAAGGCUCAUGCUCACAUUAGUGAGCUCGAGACAGAACGGAGAACUGCAAAGAAAAAGCUGGACCAGUUCUUGAAAAGACUUGCAGAGGAGAAGGCAACAUGGCGGAGCAGAGAACACGAGAAGGUACGUGCUGUAAUUGAGGCAAUUAAGGCUGACCUUGAUAGAGAGAGGAAGAAGCGGCAGAGGAUAGAGAUUGUUCAUUCCAAGCUUGUCAAUGAGCUUGCUGAGGCCAAAAUGACUGCAAAGAAGCUCUUGCAGGAUUAUGAGAAUGAAUGCAAAGCUCGUGUGCUCGUUGAGGAGGUCUGUGAUGAGCUUGCGAAAGAGAUUGGGGAAGACAAAGCAGAAAUUGAGGCUCUCAAGGUUGAAGUAAUGAAGAUGAGAGAAGAAGUUGAAGAGGAGAAGAGGAUGCUGCAGAUGGCAGAAGUAUGGCGUGAAGAACGGGUUCAGAUGAAGUUAAUGGAUGCAAAAUUAACUCUCGGGGAAAAGUAUUCACAGAUGAGGGAGCUAAAAGCAGAGGUAGAUGCAUUUUUAGCUGCAAAGAAAGCUGAAGAUAUGGAUGUGGCAGUAUCGAGAGAGGCUGAGUUACUCAAAGACAAAAUAAACUCUGUUAAUGUUGAGGCCAUAAAGGAAUUCACUUACCAGCCACCACCUGAUUCUGAAGACAUCUAUUCUGUCUUUGAAGAACUCCAGUCAAGACAAGAAACUAACGAGAGAGACAUUCAACCUUGCUGUGGUCACAGCCCCAGAAGUCAUACCUCAAAGAUUAACACUAGCAGUCCCGAGACAGAUGUCUUUCUUGAGCAUCCCAUAAAACACCAUGUACAUGAGUUCAUAGAUAGCAAUGACGAUGCGGAAGAAGACAGUGACUGGGAAGCAGUUAGUCACGCUGAGGAACAAGGCUCCAGCAAUACUCUCGAUGGUAGUGAACAAUAUGUUAAUGGUUACUGCAAGGAAACUCAUGCUUCACCAAAUGAAGCCAACCGGAAGGAAAGUGGGGACAACAAACUAAACACUGAAACCAUAGAAGUUUGUUCUACAAACGCAAAUUUAAGGAAAAAGGUGUCUUCACUGUAUAGGCUAUGGAGAUCGGCAACACAUGAUAACGUAGAAGAUCUCAAGAAAACAUCGGUUGAGGUAAAACCUGGGAGAAUGUCAUUGUCAGAUGGGAGGCUUUCCAAUGGCACACUCACUUCAAAUAAUGACGAAGAGUUAAAGAAGCAUUCUGUCGAGCAUGCUAACGGAUGGCUAUCAAAUGGAACCCUAUCUUCUGAUUUAGGAUUAGGCGAAACUGGAUUCAGCCCAGGGAGCAUAGGACAGUGGAGCUCACCUGACUCGUUGAAUCCUUAUAUUGCUCGAGGAAUGAAAGGGUGCAUUGAGUGGCCACUGGGUAAUCAGAAGCAAAGUUUAAAGGCAAAGCUUAUGGAGGCUAGAAUGGAGAGUCAAAAGGUUCAGUUGCGUCAUGUCCUUAAACAGAAAAUUUAGCUCAUCAAUGAAAAUAUCUGUAGCGCAACAAGGUGAGCACAUUCUUAGACUGCAAGAAAUGAAUGUUCCUUUGUUGAAGAUGUUUCUGGCGUUACACUUCCAUCAAUAAAGCAUUCGAUACAUUGUUCUCAGAGGCUACUACAUUUGAACCUUCUGAUAAGCAACUUUAGUAUCAAUCUAUUUUUGAACUUUGUACUCUAGUCUACUGUAAAUGCUAUUAGACAACUAAAUUUUCUGUCAAUGCAAUAAUACACUGCUGUUGCUACUUGUA